This is a messenger RNA of Grammomys surdaster, 1600 nucleotides long. RefSeq names its product zinc finger protein 277 (gene Znf277). The coding region runs from base 26 to 1408 and encodes 460 amino acids. The transcript has 12 exons. The record is from RefSeq and is a predicted model, not a curated record. Lineage: Eukaryota; Metazoa; Chordata; Mammalia; Rodentia; Muridae.
CCGCCCCUUUCCACUGGGCCAGGUAAUGGCUGCUACAGAGGCUCAGGGGCUUGGUGUGGACCCCCGGGAGGAUGAGGUCUGCGGGAUCCGCGGCGUCCGUGGCGAAACUGGGCACAUGGAUCAUGAAGACAGUAAAGACUGUAUCCUGGAGCCGCUUUCCCUGCCAGAGAGUCCAGGUGGCACCGCCGCUUUAGAAGGGCCUCCAUCUGUGCCUUGUAUUUUCUGUGAAGAACAUUUUCCCGUGACUGAACGAGACAAACUUUUGAAGCACAUGAUUAUCGAGCAUAAGAUUGUCAUAGCUGAUGUCAAGCUGGUUGCAGAUUUCCAAAGGUACAUUUUAUAUUGGAGGAAAAGGUUCACUGAGCAGCCUAUCACAGACUUUUGCAGCGUGAUAAGAAUCAAUUCCACAGCUCCAUCUGAAGAACAAGACAACUAUUAUUUGCUAUGUGAUGUGUUACCAGAAGAUAGAAUCCUCAGAGAAGAGCUUCAAAAACAGAAGCUGAAAGAAAUUCUGGAUCAGCAACAGCGAGAGCGAACUGAUACAAGCUUUCAUGGUGUGUGCAUGUUUUGCAGUGAGGAAUUUCGUGGAAACAGAUCUGUUCUGCUGAACCACAUGGCCAGAGAGCAUGCUUUCAACAUUGGUUUGCCAGACAACAUUGUAAACUGCACUGAAUUCUUAUGCACAUUACAGAAGAAACUAGACAAUUUACAGUGUUUGUACUGUGAGAAGAUCUUCAGAGACAAAAACACACUUAAGGAUCACAUGAGAAAAAAGCAGCAUCGUAGGAUCAAUCCAAAAAACAGAGAAUACGACCGAUUCUACGUCAUCAAUUACUUGGAACUCGGGAAGUCAUGGGAGGAGGUGCAGUCGGAAGACGACCGGGAGCUGCUGGACCUUCAGGAAGAUGACUGGUCCGAUUGGCAGGAGUACCCGGUCUCUGCUGUCUGUCUGUUCUGUGAAAAGCAAGAGGAGACAAUAGAUAAACUGUACGUGCACAUGAAGGACGCACAUGAGUUUGAUCUCCUCAGAAUAAAGUCAGAGCUCGGAUUAAAUUUCUAUCAGCAAGUGAAGCUGGUGAAUUUCAUCCGAAGGCAGGUUCACCAGUGCAGGUGCUACAGUUGCCAUGUAAAGUUUAAAUCCAAAACAGACUUAAGGACUCACAUGGAAGACGCUAACCACACCUCACUGCUUCCUGACAGAAAGGCGUGGGAUCAACUGGAGUAUUAUUUCCCCACCUAUGAGAAUGAUACUCUCCUGUGUACACUGUCUGACAGUGAAAGUGACCUAACAGCUCAAGAGCAAACUGAAAGCGUUCCCAUCAUCAGUGAAGAUACAUCCAGACUGUGUGCUUUAAAACAGAGCAGUGUUCUCAACCAAUUGCUACUCCAGGGAUGCCUGGAAAACUAGGAGAAGCUGCUGCAGACGCAGUGGACAGGCUGCUGUGGACCAGUGUCGCACCAUUUCCUCCUGUAAGACACAGACAAGAGAAGAGGUCAGAUUUGACCAUUGACACAGCACUAUUCAUUGCUGAAAUCAUGGUUGUUCUUAAUGAAAAUGUUUUCAAGAAAUAAAGAAGAAAAAUAAAAUGUGUUGCUUGUA